Messenger RNA from Drechmeria coniospora, 2163 nucleotides. RefSeq names its product L-ascorbate oxidase. The transcript has a single exon. Lineage: Eukaryota; Fungi; Ascomycota; Sordariomycetes; Hypocreales; Ophiocordycipitaceae. The record is from RefSeq and is a predicted model, not a curated record. Gene Ontology annotation, molecular function: oxidoreductase activity; copper ion binding. Bases 1 to 2163 code for a protein of 720 amino acids.
AUGUAUUCGACAGAAGUUGGCAGUGCUCGUGAAGCCGGCCAACAAGACGAGCGAAAUGGUCGAGAGAAUGAGCCCUUUCUCCUUCCAGAUGGAACAUUCGCCCACGACGACCUUGAGGCGGCAGUAGCCAUCGAGCCGCACUUUCCUCCAGCAUGCUCAUCGUCACCCUUACCACCAACCGGCAAGCACCACCGCCAGCAUGCCAAUGGCAAGCUGUCCAUUUUUCUCCUCCUCUUCGCACUCUCUGCUGUUGCUCUCACCGCCAUCGUCUUGGGAUUCCCUUCCGCCGCCACUCUCCCAGGAAGGGUCAAAGAGAGCGAUGCUGGCCAUGAUUCCAGGCCCCAUGGCACCGGAUAUGGUGAUGACGCCACAGGUGCGAUGAACCAUGGCAACAGUACCGUCAGCGUCGUCCGAUAUCACGAAACGGUACCUACCGCAGCUCAGCUUAGAAACUCGUCCGAGUAUAUCCUCAGUCCAUCGUGGAACUUUCAUGCCCCUCCCACCACGCGCGAGUAUCAUUGGACAUUCCUCGACGCCGACCUCAACCCGGACGGCGUCUUUCGCCCUAUGAUACUCAUCAACAAUCAGUUCCCCGGCCCCCUUGUCGAGUGUAACGAGGGAGACACGCUUGUCAUCAAGGUGGACAACAAGGCCACCAACGCUACAUCGAUUCACUUCCACGGCUUGUUUCAGAAUGGAACCAACUUCAUGGACGGUACCGUCGGCGUCACCCAGUGCCCCAUCGCCCCGAAUUCCACCUUCACAUAUCGCUUCGACGUCCGCCGACAGUCCGGUACAUACUGGUACCACGCCCACCACAGCGCCCAGGCGUCUGAUGGUCUUGUCGGGCCCGUCGUCGUCCACAGCAACGACGAGCAGAACUUACAGGAGCUACCCUACGCAACGGACAGGGUCGUCAUGGUCCAGGACCAUUAUCACAACUCCACCGCAGAGCUCCUCAUGGAUUACCUGCAGCCCGACAAGGAGAAUGAGGAGCCCGUGCCGGACAACGCCCUCAUCAACGGCCGCGGCGCCCGCAGCUGCCAUGACUUUCCGGGCUACCGCUGCGAUAGUUCGAAUGCGUCCCCAUCCAUAUUUGACCUCGGUGCUGGCGAGCGCCACCGGUUACGCUUCAUCAAUGUCGGCGCCUUUGCUGAGUUUCAGAUUCAAAUUGACGAACAUCCCUUUUAUGUCACCGAGGUGGAUGGCACAGAUGUCCAUCCCGAGCCCUUCCAUCGGCUGAGCAUUAUGCCUGCUCAGCGGUACAGCAUCGUCAUGGAAGCCAACGUCACCACGAGGGAAACAUUUUGGCUGCGAGCUCGAAUGGUGACGGACUGCUUCAGGACGAGCAACAGUCGUCUUAUCCCCGAACUCAAAGCCGUCGUCCGGUACAUCUCGUCGGAAACAGACGUUGUCGAGGCAAAGCCUACGAGCAGGAAGUGGGCCAACGUCACCGAAGUCGUCUGUAGGGACCUCAAUACCACCAACCUCCAUCCCAUCGAGCACCUCACGCCCCCUCCUGCAGACGACUUCGUUGCUCUGCGCGCCAACUUCAAGAUUGGCGCAUGGCGCCUGUCCCGCGGCUUCUUCAACGACUCUACGUGGCAUGCAAACGUCACCCAUCCCUCACUACACCGGUUCCUCGACGCAUCUACCGACUCCCAAACUGUUGCCGAGCCCUUUGGCAUCAACCGUCGGGCCUUUGACCAGCACGGUGAGCUUGUGAUGCAGACGCACGGCAUCCGGACCGUCGACAUAUCCAUCAACGACUUUGACGACGGCGCACACCCAUUUCACCUCCACGGCCACAAGUUCUUCGUCCUUGCCCAGGAGAAGAGCGGAUAUCCCCCUCGCGCCAAAGAUUUUCCCGCCUAUCUCGCGGCGCGUGGUGGUGUGCCAGAGAAUCCGCUCCGCCGAGACACCGUGACGGUUGAGCCGUACGCAUGGGUCAUCAUACGGGUCGUGCUUGACAAUCCCGGACUGUGGGCUCUUCAUUGCCAUAACAUGUGGCACGCCGAGGCUGGCAUGUCGAUGCAGCUACUCGUACGGAGCGAUACUGUCAAGGGCUGGAAGGUUGAUCCGCAGCAGAGAAGCAUGUGCGAACUUGAAGGUGUGUCGACGGGCAUGCGCCCCAACGACGGCAUCUGGUUCGGUUCUUUCUGA